UUUACUCUCCUGGUCUCUUCAGUUAGCUUGAGCUAGACAACUCUGCGGGAAGAAAUUUGCUGGUUAUACUAUUGGUACUUGGCUUAGCUACUAAAUCAAGACAGAAAGAAGCCUGGAUUUGUUGGAGAUUACGCGUAAUUUCGUUUUUGAAGUUAGCAAUAACUAGAAAACCUCUUGCUCUGUUUCGAUUCCUCCUGAAUUUACUGAAAUCAUUAUCUUCUGUCUGGGCUUGUCCAUGUUCAACCCAAAAGUUAGGAAUUUGUACCGUAAAUUUGGUAGUUUUUAGUUUCUCUUAUAUUUCUGAUUAGGGUCAUCUUGGUUUAGACUUUUGUGUUGUUUCUUCAAUUUACUUUUGCAAUUUCUUUAGAUGGUCACUGUGCCAUUUUUCUUGAGUUUCCAUCCUUUCAAUAGUCCCAUCUUCAAAAGGUGGUAGAGAACUGUAUUCUCUGAUGGAAUCUUUCGUGGGGUGGAACUGGAUAUAGGUGAUUAUGAUGAAAAAGGAUAGAUCUUUUGAGUUUGAUCAUGGUGCCACCUUUUAGCAUUGAAUUUGGUAACUAGCCCACCUUAAUGGAUGUGGGUUCCUAGCUUCUGCUUCUGGAAAACAAGAUGACUACGGACACGAUUCUAAAUGUUUCACUUGUUCAGCCUUCAGAAGUCCUUUCUCAGAUUGUAGAGGCCAUAGUUGAGACAGUAAAUGCAGCAGAUGUCCUCAUUGAAAAGGAGAGUUUUGCUGAACUCUCAACUUACUUGGAGAGGAUGAUUCCUGUCCUGACAGAAUUGUCCAUGAAAAACAUCGAUGCCUCAGAAAGCUUAAAAAAUGUUGUUGAGGUUCUAAGUAGGAAGAUCAACAUUGCGAAGCAGCUUGUAUUGGACUGCAGCAAGAGAAACAAGGUCUAUCUUCUAGUAAAUUGCCGGAAGAUUGUUAAAUGCUUAGAGGACGCCACAAGAGAAAUCAGUCGGGCACUGAGCCUCAUCCCUUUGGCCUCACUGGAUCUCUCAUCUGGUAUCACUGAAGAAAUCACCAAGCUGCAAGAUAACAUGCUGAGAGCAGAGUUUAGAGCAGCUGUAGCAGAGGAAGAUAUAUUGGAGAAAAUCGAGUCGGGAAUACGAGAGAGGAAUGUUGAUCGUUCUUACGCAAAUAAUCUGCUGCUUCUCAUUGCGGAUGCUGUCGGGAUUCCAACCGACCACUCAGCAUUGAAGAAGGAAUUUGAAGAAUUCAAGAAGGAAAUAGAAGAAACAAAACUGAAGAAGGACCAGGCUGAGGCUAUACAAAUGGAUCAGAUCACUGCAUUGCUUGGAAGGGCUGACGCCGCUUCAUCCCCUGAGGAAAAGGAGACCAAAUAUAUCAAUAAACGUAACUCUUUAGGUAGCCAACCACUAGAACCUCUGCAGUCAUUUUACUGCCCAAUCACUAAGGAAGUUAUGGUGGACCCUGUGGAGACUUCCUCUGGACAGACAUUCGAGAGAACUGCAAUACAGAAGUGGUUUGCAGAGGGGAACACCAUUUGUCCCUUGACCAUUACCCCGCUAGACACUUCAAUUUUACGGCCUAAUAAAACUCUGCGACAGUCAAUUGAAGAAUGGAAAAAUAGGAACACAAUGAUUACAAUUGCUUCCUUGAGAACCAAAAUUCACUCAGAUGAUGAGCAAGAAAGGCUUCGUUCCCUCAGCCUGCUGAAGGAACUUUGUGAAGAAAAUGAUUUGCAUCGCGAAUGGGUAGCAUUGGAGAACUAUAUUCCAAUUCUCGUUGAACUUCUUGGUGCUAAAAAUCGUGAUAUGAGGAACAAUGCUUUGGUCAUUCUUCGCAUGUUGGCAAGGGAUAGUGAUGAUAACAAGGAAAAAAUCGCUCAUGCUAAAAAAGCCAUCGAAUCUAUUGUUAAGUCACUUGCACGUCGUAUUGGGGAGAGUAAGUUAGCAGCAGCACUGCUUUUGGAACUCUCAAAAAGUGAAGAGGUAUGUCACUACAUUGGGAAGGUUCAGGGCUGCAUACUCCUCUUGGUGACCAUGACAAGCCAAGACGACACUCAAGCUGCCAGAGAUGCGAAAGAGCUUUUGGAGAAUCUCUCAUUUCUUGAUCAGAAUGUGAUACAGAUGGCAAAGGCAAAUUAUUUCAGGCCUCUGUUGCAGCGUCUUUCUUCAGGGCCUGAAAACGUCAAAAUAAUGAUGGCAACGACUUUGGCAGAAAUGGAGUUAAGUGAUCACAGUAAAUUGACUUUAUUCGAAGAAGGGGUGCUGGGACCGCUUCUUGACUUGGUCACACAUGUUAAUGUGAAGACAAAGGAAGUGGCUGUUAAAGCUCUUCGGAACCUCUCAACCUUACCACAGAAUGGCUUGUGGAUGAUUAGAGAAGGUGCGGUUAGCCUACUGCUUGACCUCCUCUACCGUCAAAGCUCAUCCUUCCCAAGCUUGCGAGAACAUGUAGCAGCAACUAUAAUGAACCUUGCCAUAUCAACUGCAACAGAAGAAGCCUGUCAGACAGAAUUGUCAAUGUUGAAAUCUGAUGAUGAUAUUUUCAAACUAUUUUUAUUCAUAAAUAUGACUGGACCUGAUGUACAAAGAAGCGUUUUACAGACCUUUCAUGCGUUGUGCCAACCCCAGUCUGCUACAGAUUUAAGGUCUAAACUUAGACAGUGCUCAGCUGUUCAAGUUUUGGUUCAAUUAUGUGAGCUUGAGAAUGCAACUGUACGAGCAAAUGCUCUGAAGUUGUUAUGUUGCUUAACAGCAGAUGGCGAUGAUAGCACAUUGUCAGAGCAUGUUAAUCAGAGGUUUGUUGAAACCUUACUCAGGAUCAUCAAAACUUCUAAUGAUAAUGAAGAGAUUUCUGCUGCACUCGGUAUUGUUGCUAAUCUCCCCAAGGACACACCCCAAAUCACUCAGUGGCUUUUAGAUGCUGGGGCUCUUCUGGUCAUUUUCAAUUUUCUUAGUGAUAGAAAUUAUACUGGUUCAGGUAGAAACCCUCUAACUCAGAAUGCCGCAGCAGCAAUAUGCCGUUUCACUGUUGCAACAAACCAAGAGUGGCAGAGGAAAGCGGCGGAAGCUGGCAUUAUUCCUGUGCUGGUAGAGUUGCUGGACUCUGGUACCGCUUUGGCAAAAAGAUAUGCAGCAAUUUCACUAGCUCAGUUUUCACAGAGUUCAGUUAGGCUGAGCAAACCAAUAAAGAAGCAUGGGGGACUAUGGUGUUGGUCACCCCCGCCUGAAACGGCCUGCCCAGUGCACAUGGGCAUAUGCUCUGUGGAGUCCUCAUUUUGUCUCUUGGAGGCUGGUGCGGUGCGUCCCCUUGUGAGGGUGCUUAGAGAGCUAGAUAUUGGAGCCUGCGAAGCUGCUUUAGAGGCACUGGUGACCUUGAUUGACGGUGAAAGAUUGCAGAGUGGUAGUAAGGCACUAGCGGAGGCAAAUGCCAUUGCAACAAUCAUUGGGUUAUUAGGCUCACCUUCUACCCAGUUGCAGGAGAAAUCUUUGUCUGCUUUGGAGAGGAUUUUCCGGCUGGCAGAGUUCAAGCAAAAGUACGGGGCUUCAGCUCAGAUGCCUUUAGUAGAUAUAACUCAGAGGGGAAACAGUGUUAUGAAAUCUUUGGCAGCCAAAAUACUUGCUCACUUGAAUGUGCUUCAUGACCAGUCCUCUUAUUUUUGAAUUAAUUGGAUUCUUUGCCUCAAACAGAAUACUCUUACUAAAUCUGUUAAGAUUGUGUAGUUUUUCUUUGCAAGAAAAUCAAGCAGCUGAAGGGGCGGUGGUCCUCUUUAAGUAUUGUACUGAAGCUUUGAUUCAGAAUUCAGGAUGAGCAAUGUACCAUAACUCAAGACUGGUCCAUCUAAAGCAAGGUCAUUACUAAAACUAGAAGUUUGAUUCUUUUGUGUAAAUUGGUGACAAUAAUGUACUUCAUACAAAAGGCAAUGAUGGUAUGGUUCUUUGCAAUCAGGGCAUUUGCACUAGAAGAAGUUGAAUUUUGGGACGAAAGACAUUCUUCAUUCUUGUAAUUCUACUUGUAAUAAAAUCACUACUGUAUUCUUUUCCA
Messenger RNA from Macadamia integrifolia, 4012 nucleotides. Its product is annotated as U-box domain-containing protein 24-like. The record is from RefSeq and is a predicted model, not a curated record. NCBI's taxonomy places the organism in Eukaryota, Viridiplantae, Streptophyta, Magnoliopsida, Proteales, Proteaceae. Gene Ontology annotation, molecular function: ubiquitin-protein transferase activity; protein binding. Gene Ontology annotation, biological process: cell surface receptor signaling pathway; protein ubiquitination.